AUGAAGGCGUACUUACCGCGCACGGCGGCAUUUGCAUGGGCGCCGUCAAAUGCGGAGGUGAGUGGCCCAGUGAUGGCUACUGGCACCGUAGCGGGCGCGCUGGACGAAAGCUUCAACAAUGAUAGUGUGUUGGAGCUGUGGCAUCUGAAUGCGUCAGCAGACGAUACCAUGAACUUGUCUCCCACUAUGGCCUCUUCAGUAAAUGCCAAUGGUCGAUUUAAUCGUCUAGGAUGGGGCUUUGCCCACAAGGACAAGCCGUAUGGUUUGCUUGCUGCUGGAUUGGAAAAUGGCGAGGUCGGCGUGUGGGAUGUGGGUCUCAUGCUUGACCCUCACACAACAGCACAGUCGCAAGUGCUGCGCAACUCUAUGCACAAGGGUUCCGUGCGUGGCUUGUCAUUCAACCAGCCGCAGCCAAACCUGAUUGCCACAGGCUCUGUGAAUGCCGAGAUUUAUGUGUGGGAUCUCAAGGCUCCCAACAAGCCAUACACUCCAGGGUCGCGCUCACAACAUCUGGAUGAAAUUUCGAGUCUUGCCUGGAAUGGACAAGUCCCAUAUGUUCUAGCCACUGCCUCAACGAAUGGAUGUACGACUGUGUGGGAUUUGCGUCACAAGCGAGAAAUUGCUGUAUUGCGAAACAACAGUGCCCCAGCCGCUGCCGCGAUGAGUUCCGCACGCAGUAUCAGUGCACUCGCUUGGCAUCCGCUGAGUCCCACACGUAUCGCCACAGCGACGGAGGAUGACAUGAACCCAGGCAUCGUGCUGUGGGAUUUGCGGAAUUCGCGUGCGCCAGAAGCAGUGCUCAGUGGGCAUGAGCAGGGUGUGCUGGGUCUUUCAUGGUGCCGACAGGACGAGAACCUCAUGCUGUCAUGUGGCAAGGACAGCCGAACGCUAUGCUGGAAUCCGCAGAGUCAUGAAAUUGUGGCAGAAAUGCCACCACGCUCCAACUGGGCAUUUGAUGUGCAGUGGAAUCCACGCAAUCCUAACAUGCUGGCCAGUGCAAGCUUUGACGGUCACAUCAUCGUGCAGUCAUUGCAAAAUAUCCCCACCGAGGGAGAACAAGAUGCUGGAGCCGUGUCGACGGCCAACAUGAACCCGGACGACCUUUUCACAGCGUUGGGCAAUGCACCGCCUCCCACGACUGGUGGUGUGCCGCUCAAGACGGCGCCCAAGUGGCUAAGUCGCCCCACAUCGGUGGCAUUUGGCUUUGGCGGUCAGCUUGUGACGAUUCCUAAAACGGCACCGCAUGGUGCUCAGAGUUUCCCCAUUACCAUCCAUGCUGUUCACACCGAGCCGCAUAUUGCCGAGCGUGCGCGCGAUCUAAGCGAGGCUCUCGACGCUAAUACGCUUGUGGACUUUUGUGUCGCGCAAUGUCAGAACCCCAAUACGCGCCCGUCGGACAUGGCGAGUUGGAAAACACUCCAGACGCUCUUCCAUGUCGACUCUCGCGAUGAGCUUGUAGAACUCCUCGGCUUUUCGAGAGACAGCGUCUCUGCGCAGGUCCAACAGGCCGUUGGCGCAUUGGGCUUGCCAGUUCUGGAGGAUGAGGCUCCGACCGACCAGGUAAACGCACCGCUGACGGAUGACACAGUGCCUGCGCAGGACGAGGACCCGGCUGCUUUCUUUGACCAAGUGCCUGCCAAGCCCUUGACACCGCCACCGCCACCAGCGGAGCCUUUCCGUCUUCACCCGGGAGGCGAGCAUGACCCUGACCGGCUGAUCACCAAGUCGCUCAUUCUGGGCGACUUUGAGAAUGCUGUCUCGCUGCUGGUAUCGCAGGAUCGGUUCGCUGACGCUCUGGUGCUAGCGACGCGUGCGGGAGACGAGCUGCUCGUGAAGACACAGCGAGCGUACUUCAAACGCCACGCAUCGCGGCUUCCGUACCUGCGACUGCUUCAAAGCAUCGUAACGGAAGACCUGACGGACGUGGUGCAGAAUGCCGAUCUGGCCGAGUGGCAGGAGAUCUUCGUGGUGCUAUGCACAUUCGCGCGACAGGAAGACUUCUCGAGCCUGGCUGAGCGACUCGGUCAGCGCCUGGAAGACAGGUACUUGCAUUCUGUUCAAAAUGGACAACGCACAACAGAGGCGAUGGACGAUCGGAAGAAUGCCGUGUUAUGCUAUCUCGCUGCGGGCUGUCUUGAAAAAGUCAUGUCGAUGUGGAUUGAAGAGAUGCGUGAGGAAGAGCACGCGAUCAAGGCCGGUAGCAUUCAGAGUGACAGUUCGCCAUACUCUGCCCAUGCGGAAGCUCUCCAGACGCUGAUGGAGAAGGUCGUCGUGUUUGAACAUGCUGUCCAGUACACGGACGAGGACUUGCAGCUACCACCCGCCAACCCAGAUGGCACUAUGCCUGUGCGCGAGUUUAAGCUGGCGCCACUCUACAAUUAUAUCCUCGAGUACGUGAAUGUGCUGGCGGAGCAAGGGCUUGUUGAUAUAGCUCUCAAGUUCGUCGCUCUGACGCCGCCCGACUUUACGCCUCAUGCUCUUUCAGCUCUCGCUGAUGCCGAGUGGACACAUGACCGCUUGCUGCGCGCGAGUCAGGCGUCUUCCUACGGGCAGCCAUCGACAAAUCCAUACGUGCAGGGUGCCUAUGGGCAGAGUGCCUAUGGCGCGUAUAGUGCACCAAGCGCGCCGAGCAUGGCGACCGCAGCCAGCAUGCCCAGCAUUCCAACAGUCCCUACUGUCCCUACCGUGCCUACGGUGCCGACUGUGCCGACUGUGCCAACUGUGCCAACUGCGGCGCAAACGCUUGCACCACCACCUACAGUGCAGCAGCAGCGUUCGCGGCAGACUCCACCCGUGGCACAAAUUCCACCACCCCCACCACACGUUGGUAUGGGCACCACCACAUCAACGAUGCCAAUGGCGCAGGCGGAUUCUUCCUCGUCGCCAUACGUACCAGCUUACAACACAGCGGCAGUGACGCCUGCGCAGCCGCCGCAAGCUUCCGCCUAUACGAACACGGCUCCUCCCGUGAUGCAGGCGCCCCCGCCACCCCCAAUUAUUGGUGCUCCCACUGCAGGAAUGCCGAAUUUGAUGCCCGAGACCCAGGCGCCAUCGAUGGUGCCACCGCCGCCGCUGCAACGUGAAAAGGGUGGUUGGAACGACGUGCCUGCGGCGACGUUGCCACCACCACCCAAGCGUGUGCCGUCGGCCGCAUCGUCUACGUCAGCGAUCACGUCGCCCUUCCCGAAUCAAGCGCCGGCCGGUAGCACGCCGAUGUCAACAGCGCAGGGUGGGCCCGGUGCAGGACCUAUGCCGCCGCCGCCACCGCCGCCUCGUGGACCACCUAUGGGUGGACCCCCGCGCCCAUCUAGUGCAGCGUCGUCUCAUGUGCCGCCAUCGCCACGCUCAGGCCUAGGCCUCGGACAGCCGCCUCGGGCUGCUGAUUAUGGUCGCCGCAUGCAAGAUGGAAUGCAAAAUGCUCCUGGCGGCGUGAUGCGUCCACAGACGCCCACAGUGCCCGGUCGUCCGCCCAUGGCCCGUACACCCAAUACGCUUCGGCCGCAAAUGACCGGCCCACCGAGUCAGUUUGCUGGACAACAAGCAGCAGCAGGUGCGACGCCGCGUGGCUUCUCACAUGGCUCAGGUAUGCCCAUGACACCACGAGCAAUGGGUAAUGGUGGUCCCCCACAAGCACGUGGUGGGCGUCCCGGACCCCCGCCACGUUCAAUGACACCGGCUGGCGGUGGCUACGGCGCGCCUCCGUCGACAUCGACGCCUGGAACGAAGCCCGGAUUCCAAUACCCUCGAGGUGAUCGUUCGCAUAUCCCUCCGCAUCUAAAGGCUGUUUCGGACUCAUUGAUUCGCGAAGUCGCGAGAUUGCGUAGCAUUGAUGCACAACCACGACGCAUCCUUGACGAUGCCGAUAAGCGCGUUCAGCUGUUAUUGGAUCUGAUGAACAAUGGCCUGGUCGAUGCGAAGCUGGUUCCUGUUCUCCAGCAAUUGGGUAAGGCAAUCGAUGCGCGCCACCAGCAAGGCGCUCUAUCGCUGCAUGUCCAACUAGUCACUAUGGCGACGGGCGAUGUGGCAACGGCCCUUGUUGGAGUGAAGUUUUUGAUUGCCAAGCUUACUUCAUAA
Malassezia globosa CBS 7966 is the source of this 4074-nucleotide messenger RNA. RefSeq lists its product as uncharacterized. Bases 1 to 4074 code for a protein of 1357 amino acids. The record is from RefSeq and is a predicted model, not a curated record. Gene Ontology annotation, biological process: endoplasmic reticulum organization; endoplasmic reticulum to Golgi vesicle-mediated transport; COPII-coated vesicle cargo loading. Gene Ontology annotation, cellular component: COPII vesicle coat; endoplasmic reticulum exit site. Gene Ontology annotation, molecular function: structural molecule activity; protein binding. NCBI's taxonomy places the organism in Eukaryota, Fungi, Basidiomycota, Malasseziomycetes, Malasseziales, Malasseziaceae. The transcript has a single exon.